Messenger RNA from Capsicum annuum, 1308 nucleotides. RefSeq names its product endochitinase 4. Gene Ontology annotation, biological process: cell wall macromolecule catabolic process; carbohydrate metabolic process; chitin catabolic process. The transcript has 3 exons. Bases 149 to 1144 code for a protein of 331 amino acids. Gene Ontology annotation, molecular function: chitin binding; chitinase activity. The record is from RefSeq and is a predicted model, not a curated record. NCBI's taxonomy places the organism in Eukaryota, Viridiplantae, Streptophyta, Magnoliopsida, Solanales, Solanaceae.
CCUUAGUUUAGUCAACAUUUAAUUUUGUCAAAAAGUCAUUCCCUCACAACCACUAAUAGACAAAUUAAGCAAUGUCUCCAUAACCUUCCGUGCCUAUAAAUACGUUCCACUUUGCCACUUUCUUUCCAUCACCUUUUACUUCAUUAAAAUGAAGCUUUGUGAAUUCACAGCUCUUUCUUUGUUACUUUCUCUCCUAUUGCUAGCUGCAUCGGCAGAACAAUGUGGUAAGCAGGCGGGAGGUGCACGUUGUGCCCCCGGACUCUGUUGCAGCAAAUUUGGCUGGUGUGGUAAUACUAAUGUCUAUUGUGGUCCUGGAAAUUGUCAAAGUCAGUGUCCUUCGGGUCCCUCUCCGAAGCCACCAACCCCUGGUCCUCGUCCUGGUGGGGACAUCAGUGGUGUUAUCUCAAAUUCUAUGUUUGAUCAAAUGCUUAAGCAUCGCAAUGAUAAUGCAUGUCAAGGAAAGGGUAAUUUCUACAGUUACAAUGCCUUCAUCAGUGCUGCCAGGUCUUUUCGUGGCUUUGGUACCACUGGUGAUACCACUGCCCGAAAAAGAGAAAUUGCUGCUUUCUUUGCCCAAACCUCCCAUGAAACUACCGGAGGAUGGCCUACAGCCCCUGAUGGACCAUAUGCAUGGGGAUACUGCUUCCUUAGAGAAAGAGGUAGCCCCGGGGACUACUGUACACCAAGUGGUCAAUGGCCUUGUGCUCCUGGAAGAAAAUACUUCGGACGAGGUCCCAUUCAAAUCUCACACAAUUACAACUAUGGGCCAUGUGGAAGAGCCAUCGGAGUUGACCUUUUAAACAAUCCUGAUUUAGUUGCCACGGAUCCAGUCAUCUCAUUCAAAUCAGCUAUCUGGUUCUGGAUGACCCCUCAAUCACCAAAGCCUUCUUGCCACGAUGUCAUCAUUGGAAGAUGGCAACCAUCCAGCGCUGACCGAGCAGCCAACCGCCUCCCUGGAUUCGGCGUCACCACAAACAUCAUUAAUGGUGGCUUGGAAUGUGGUCAUGGUAAUGACAAUAGGGUCCAGGAUCGGAUUGGGUUUUAUAGGAGGUAUUGUGGAAUUCUUGGAGUUAGCCCAGGUAACAAUCUUGAUUGCGGCAAUCAGAGAUCUUUUGGCAAUGGACUCUUAAUCGAUUCUAUGUAACAACUUCAUCAUUUGUUUUGUUGUAUUCUCUUACAACAAUCCAGGGCCAAACUAUAAAUAAAUUUACUUAUGUAAAUGUGUUGUAAUCUGAUGGGACCAUGACAUGUAAUAGUUUUUCAUUUUAAUAAACAGAAACGGUCCACGAUGGUGGAUGGUUCAACUUC